AUGGGGAGCAUAGCGACUGAGAAUGGAGCGGCGGGUGCGGCGGAGGAGCAGAUGGAUGCGGUGCAGCAGCGACUCAUGUUCGACGACGAGUACGUCACAAUCCACUGUAACGAGCAACGUGCAGCGUGCAAGGUGACGUUCCCGCUGGUGUGGACCAACACGUGCUGCAGCCACCCGCUGUACCGCCCAGAGGAGAUGGAGGAGGCGAACGCGCAGGGAGUGCGCGUGGCGGCGCGGCGCAAGCUGGAGGACGAGCUGGGGAUCGACCCGGACACGGUGGACGUGUCGGCGUUCACAUGCCUUGGCCGCAUGCACUACAAAGCUCCUUCUGACGGGAAAUGGGGCGAGCAUGAGAUUGACUACCUCCUUGUACUCAAGGCUGACUUGAAGGCCACCCCAAACCCUAACGAGGUGGCUGCUGUAAGAUUUGUGGAUAGAGAGGAGUUGAAGGAGCUGGUGCGCAAGGCAGACAAUAAGGAGGACGGGGUGGUGCUGUCGCCGUGGUUCCGUCUUGUAGUGGACCGGUUCCUGCCUGCCUGGUGGGACCAUCUAGAUGCGGGCACACUCUCAGAGGACUAUUCCGACGGCAAGGAGCUCGUGGUCUUCCUUAUAGAUGCGGGACCGGACAUGUUCCUGCCUUACCACGACGACCAGGAGGAGGUUGAAGCAGGAGUCAGUUUGGGGACUCAAACCAGUGCGGCCAGCUCAGAAAGGCAGAGAGCAGGGGAGGACACGGGGGGUGCCGGCAAAAGGACGUAUUUCGAGGAGGUGGUGCGAGCGCUGGUGGGCGACCUGAAGACGAGGAUCAUCUCCCGGGAGAGCGACCUCAUCUCACUCGCAUUCUUCAACACGCGCGCAAAGCAGAAUAUGCAAUCCGCAGAGGGCGUGUUUGUGUUUCAGGACAACCAGCAAACAUCUGCUCAGCUCAUCAGAGACCUCUCCAACCUUCCAGGUGGGUCGUCCAAGGCCUUCUGCGCACAGGCACCGCCCUGUUGCGCUCGUGUGCCUCCCGUCUCCUCUGCCCAGCCCACCAUCAGUUCUGCGUCACGAGGCUCCACGUCACAGGAGGUGCUGAAGAACGUGCUUCUCUUCUCCAAUGACAGGGAUCCCUCUGGGGCCAUACAGGAGGUGCUGAAGAACGUGCUUCUCCUCACCAAUGACGACCGUCCCCAGCCAUUCUCCUCCACGUCACAGGAGGUGCUGAAGAACGUGCUUCUCUUCACCAAUGACGAUGACCCCUUUGGAGCGAUCACCAACGAGGGAGUGCAGAGCGACAUGCGGCGCACCACCACACAAAAGGCCAAGGACGCACGUGACCUGGCCAUUGUGUUUGACCUCUUUCCUCUCAGCCGCCCAGGGGAGAAGUUCAACGUCAACAUCUUCUAUGCGGACAUGCUAGGCUUUGAUGAUUCGCAACGAGCGGGCUUCCAACCAGAGGAGCACAGGCGAGUGCCUUCACAACCACUCUAG
This is a messenger RNA of Closterium sp. Naga37s-1, 1470 nucleotides long. The record is from the annotation of a GenBank genome assembly. NCBI's taxonomy places the organism in Eukaryota, Viridiplantae, Streptophyta, Zygnematophyceae, Desmidiales, Closteriaceae.